Macroventuria anomochaeta is the source of this 1085-nucleotide messenger RNA. RefSeq lists its product as uncharacterized. The transcript has 2 exons. Lineage: Eukaryota; Fungi; Ascomycota; Dothideomycetes; Pleosporales; Didymellaceae. The coding region runs from base 48 to 1085 and encodes 345 amino acids. The record is from RefSeq and is a predicted model, not a curated record.
CCAUAAUCACAGUACUGUGGUUCUCUCUCUUCAGUCUGGAUGUCAAGAUGUCAUUCUUCGAACAAAACCCGCUAACGCAGUACACAACACCACCAAACAACUACAUCGGGUCAACCUUCUUCCUCUCCUACAUCGUCGUCGCGUUUUAUCUCACAUCAGCCAUCGGAUACUCACUGUACACACAGUACACAUCCGUAUUUCACUCUCACCCCUCUUCACCACACAGCAAGUUCAAACAGAAUGGCGCCGGAAAAGUUGAAACGCGCAAUGUGCGCGCUCGCCACAUCAAAAUCUAUCUUAUCCUCGCACUCAUAAGCUUCACCAGUAUCUCAUGGCACAUGCUUGGCUUCCUUAUCACCUCAUUCCUUGACUGGAACAAGAGCUCGACCCGCAACGUGUUUGCUGUACUAGGCAAUACCGCAUUCGACAAGCUGCAGAGGUGGAUGCUGGAAACGAGUUUGUUCAAUGACUUCGCCAUUCAGCUAGUAGCCGACGGCGAGAGCGCAGUAUGGACACAACUAGCCAUCCUGGCAACGUGGGGAUGGAACUUAUGGAUCAGUCGAAAAGGUCGCCAGUACGGGUUCACCGCAAAAACAAUGGUGCCCUUCAUCAUUUUAGGCCAAAACUUACCCAUCAGCUUUACGGUCGCGCUGUUUAUUAUUCAAUUACAUCUCGCAGCUCUAGAUGUGGCUGGAAGCGAGAAGAGGACAAAGACACAUGCUCAGCCUAAGCAGAAGCCUGUUGCGUCACUUAUGCUUCCAACGAUCUUGCUGAAUGCCUUGCUCCUCGCCCAACCGUCCCUUCGCGGGCACCCGGGAUUCUCUUACCUUCUUUUGGCUGAGCGUGCGCUGCUGCUUCUGCCGCAUACGAGGCUGCUCAAGUUGAGCGACGCGGAUAUCAAGAAAAGCGCUGCUAUCUCAGGUGGUUUCGUCGUAGCGAACUGGGCAAUGCUGAGGAAGGAUGUUAACGUGGGGGAUGUGGUUAUGGCGUUGGUGUGGAGGGGACAGGCGGUGAAGACGAUCGGGUGGGAUGCUCUGUUGAGUGCAGUUAUAUAUGGAGUAUUGAGCUGGGGCGGUGGGGUGUGA